Messenger RNA from Pteropus alecto (black flying fox), 3048 nucleotides. RefSeq names its product polyamine modulated factor 1 binding protein 1 (gene PMFBP1). Gene Ontology annotation, biological process: spermatogenesis. The coding region runs from base 1 to 3048 and encodes 1015 amino acids. Lineage: Eukaryota; Metazoa; Chordata; Mammalia; Chiroptera; Pteropodidae. The record is from RefSeq and is a predicted model, not a curated record. The transcript has 21 exons.
AUGAAAGAUGAGGUGGGGGAAAGAGACAGAGAAGUGAGCAGCCUGAGCAACAAGCUCUUGAGCCUGCAAGUUGAUAUCAAGAAUCUACAUGAUGUCUGCAAGAGACAGGGGAAGACCUUGCAAGAGAAUCAGCUCUGUGUGGAGGAGGCAAUGAUGAGCAACAGCCACGUAAGGACUAAGAAGCAAGUGAUACCAUUCGAGGAAUUACAGAUACAGUUUGAGCCCAGUAAAAAGUGUCAUCUGAGACAACUCCAACAACUCAAGAAAAAAUUGCUGGCCCUUCAGCAAGAACUGGAGUUUCGCACAGAGGAGCUGCAGACUUCUUACUGUUCCCUCCUGCAGUAUCAGUCCGUCUUAGAGAAGCAGACGUCUGACCUGGUUCUUCUUCACCAUCACUGCAAACUGAAAGAAGAUGAGGUGAUUCUCUAUGAGGAGGAAAUUGGAAAUCAUAAUGGGAACACAGGGAAGAAGCUCCAUUUGGCACAGGAGCAACUCGCCUUGGCCGGGGACAAGAUCGCCUCACUAGAAAGGAGCUUAAACCUCUACAGGGAUAAAUACCAGACUUCCCUGAGCAACAUUGAGUUACUGGAGUGCCAAGUGAAGAUGUUGGAAGGGGAACUUAGCGGGAUUGUCAGUCAGGAACCUGAGAACAAGGGUGAUCAUUCCAAGGUGCGUAUAUACACCUCUCCCUGCAUGAUUCAAGAGCAUCAGGAGACCCUGAAACGGCUGUCUGAAGUCUGGCAGAAGGUCUCUGAACAGGAUGAUCUAAUCCAGGAACUUCGAAAUAAGCUAGCCUGCAGUAACGCUUUGGUUCUGGAGCGUGAAGAGGCUUUGAUAAAAUUACGAGCAGACUUUGCUUCUUAUACAGCCACCCACCGACAUCCUCCUAGCUCCUCAGAAGAUUGUGAAGACAUCAAAAAGAUACUGAAGCACUUGCAGGAGCAGAAAGACAGCCAGUGCCUGCAUGUGGAAGAGUACCAGAACCUUGUGAAGGACUUGCGCAUGGAGCUAGAAGCCGUGUCAGAACAAAAGAAAAACAUCAUGAAGGACAUGAUGAAGCUGGAGCUGGACCUGCACGGGCUGCGAGAGGAGACGUCUGCCCACAUAGAGAGGAAGGAUAAGGAGGUGAUCAUCUUGCAGCGGCGGCUGCAGGAGCUGCAGAUGCAGUUCAGCGAAACCCAAAAGCUUGGUUUGAAGAAAGACACGCUCCUCCAAGAGAAAGAUGAAAUGCUGCACGAGCUAGAGAAGGAACUGACACAGGUUCAGACAACCCUCAUGAAAAAAGAGAUGGAGCUGGAGAAGCAGCAACUAAUGACAACAGGACGCGAAUUCGCCAUCCAGGAGGCGAAGCAGGAUAACUGCAAGGUGGAGUGUGGGGCCCUGCGAGCUGAGGUUCAGAAGCUGAAGGACUCUCUCGAAGAUGUCCAGCAGCAGCAGAAGCUGGCUGCUCAGCAAGCAGUCCAAUAUAAAGAAGAGGCUGUUUUAGCAAAAAGUAACCUGGAGGAGUCCCAGAAGAAACUGCAAAGCGUCCUUUUCCAGGAGAAGCAGCAGGCAGACACCAUCCAGGAGCUGCAGAGAGAGCUUCAGAAGCUGCAGAAGGAUUCCUUGAUGACCGAAGAGGAGCUCGUACCCAACAGGAAACGGAUAGAGGAGCUGACGUCGGAACUCUCUGAGGCCCUGAGGAAGCUGGAAAAUUCAGAAAAGGAAAAGAGGCAGCUUCAGAAGACAGUGACUGAGCAGGAGAUGAAACUGAACGACCUGCUGGAACAUCUAAAACGCAUCCAACACCAGCUCAGGGAACAAGCCUCCACCAAAACCUCUCUAGAAGAGGAGUUAAAGGAGGUCUCAAGGUUACUGGAAGAAAAACGGGAGCAGCUGAAAAAGAGCAAAGAACAGGAGAAGUUGCUGGAGCAAGAGAUUGAGUCAUUCCGACAGGAAGAAAGAAAGAAAGAAAAGAUGACAAAAGAGGCUUUUCGAAAUUUGGAGGAGGAAAAUGAGACUCUCAAAGCACAGUUUAAGCAAUGUUCUACACAACUGGAUUCCUAUCUCAGCCAACAGAGCGCCUCCCAGAAAGUCAUCCAAGAGCUGAGUAAUGAGACAGCCCAACAGAAGGAGGCUUUAGGAAAUCUGCAGGCCCAGCUAGACAAGGCUGUGCAGAAAGAGAAGCAGUGUCUCCAGACCAUGGUCAGUAAAGAAGCCUAUGAGGAAUUAGCCCGGAAGUCAGCCGCCUGUCAAGACGACCUGACUCAAGCCCUCGAGAAGCUCAAUCACGCGACCUCAGAGACCAAGAGCCUGCACCGAAGCUUGACACAGGCCCAAGAUAGGAAAGUUCAUCUGGAAGAUGAAAUCAUGGCUUAUGAGGAGAGGAUGAAAAAGCUCAACAUGGAAUUAAAAAAACUCCAGGGUUUCCACCAGCAGAGUGAGCUAGAGGUACACGCCUUCGACCAAAAGCUGGAGGAAAUGAGCAACCAAGUGCUGCAGUGGCAGAAGCAGCACCAGAGUGACCUCAAGAUGCUGGCCGCAAAAGAGGAGCAGCUCAGGGCGUUCCAGGAGGAAAUGAACGCCCUGAAAGAGAACCUUCUUGCCGAUGAGAAGGAGCCUUGCUGCCUGCCCCAGCGGUCAGUGCCCAAAGACACCUGUAGGCUGCACCGAGAGAGUGAUCAGAUUAUGACCAACAUUGAGCAAUGGGCAAAAGAGCAGAAGAUUGCCAAUGAGAAACUAGGAAACAAGCUCCGUGAACAGGUCAAAUAUAUCGCCAAGCUGACAGGUGAAAAAGACCACCUCCACAAUGUAAUGGUCCAUCUGCAGCAGGAAAACAAGAAGCUGAAGACCGAGAUAGAGGAGAAGAGGCUGAAAGCCGGGCACCCAAAGUUAUGCACCAAAGCCCUGAUCUCAAGCAAAACAGAGCCCACACCAAGGGGGAAAUUGUGUGGCACCUUGGGCUGGAGGAGCAUGACCCAGGACAUAAACCAAAGAGCGGACAUCACCAAGUUCGUUGGGAUGCCCCACUGCUCAGGACCUAAAGAGCAGGUAGACACCUUCUCCUAG